AUGGCUGAAACCCUGGAUCCGUUGUCACCCACAGUGAACAGUUCAGGACGGAGUGAACUAGGCAUCAUGGAUAAGCUGAGGUUGAGGAUUGGAAGAGGUGGAUCUGCUACCAGGCCGGCCAGUGAAGGAUAUGUGGAGUUUGGUGAGUUCCGGACGGAGCGGCCUGGUAUCAAGAAGGUGGGCACCUUCGCUGGUGUCUUCUGUCCAGUCGUGCUGUCCAUGUUCAGUGCGCUGGUCUUCAUACGAAUGGGGUAUCUGGUGGGUAACGCAGGUCUAUUGGUGACCCUCGGCCAGUUCGGGCUGGCCUACCUGAUUGUAAUAUUCACGGUUACAUCAAUCUGUGCGAUAUCUACCAAUGGAGCUGUUGAAGGUGGAGGUGUAUACUUUAUGAUCAGCAGAACGUUAGGUCCAGAGUUCGGAGGCGCGGUGGGGACAUUGUUCUUCUUUGCGAAUGUGGUGUCCAGCGCUCUCUGCAUAUCAGCGUGUACUGAGGCCCUGGUUGAAAAUUUCGGCCAAAAUGGUUACUUGGUAGGAGCCAACACGGGUAUCCCAGACGGCUGGUGGUACCGCUUCAUGUACCGUUCAGGGCUGAAUGCCAUCGGUCUCGGAGUGUCCUUGGCUGGAGCCUCACUCUUCGCUCGCACCAGUCUAGCCAUCUGGAUGAGCAUGGUCAUCUGUCUGGGCAGUGCUUUCAUCAGCUUCUUUGUCACUCCUAUGGCUACCAUUCUAAAACCCGACACCAAUCACUUAGUGAACAUCACAGGAUUUAUCUACACUGGUCUAAAUUCCACCACGCUGUAUGACAACCUGUACCCCGCUUACGGCCGGGACUAUACGACCACGGACGGACAGAUGGUGGACUUCGCGUCCGUUUUCGGGGUCCUAUUUACCGGGGUCACUGGGGUUAUGGCGGGAGCUAACAUGAGCGGUGAGCUGAAGAAUCCAUCCCGCAGUAUUCCAUUCGGUACCCUAGCGGCACUACUGUUUACCUUCAUCUCGUACAUCGCACUGAGUCUGCUGACCGCCGCCACGUGUACCAGGGACCUGCUCAUCAAUAACUACGUUUAUCUCCUACCUAUAAAUAUAUGGCCACCUUUUAUCGCUGUUGGUAUGCUAAUGGCCACAUUCUCUGCUGGUCUGUCAAAUUUGAUUGGCGCUUCACGGGUACUGGAAGCUCUAGCGAAAGAUAAUAUUUAUGGCUUCCUCCUCCGACCAAUGGUCUCCAGAUCCGGAAACCCAGUGAUUGCUGUCCUGACAUCAUGGCUACUGGUUCAGAUCGGCAUCAUGGCGGACUCCCUGAACGCCAUAGCUCAAGUCAACUCCGUACUCUUCAUGACCAGCUACUUCGCUAUUAAUUUGGCUUGUCUUGGACUUGAUCUGGCUUCUGCACCGAAUUUUAGACCGACAUUCAAACAAUUCUCAUGGAUGACGUCACUGCUCGGGCUCCUCGGGUGUGCGGGUUUGAUGUUCGGGUUGCGCGCACUGUACUCGUGUGGAGCAGCCCUGGCGUGUGGCUCGCUGGUGGUAGCCCUGCAUCUGUUCUCACCUGCUGCUGCAGAUCCUACCUGGGGAUCGCUUAGCCAGGCCCUCAUUUUCCAUCAGGUCCGCAAAUACCUACUACUUCUGGACCCUCGACGUGAACACGUCAAGUUCUGGCGUCCACAGAUGUUGUUACUGAUCGCGUCACCCCGACAGGCCGCGCCACUUAUUGACUUCGUUAAUGAUCAGAAAAAGGGUGGUCUAUUCGUGGUUGGCCACGUAAGGGUUGGAGAGUUGGAUGGCUCGGGAGACCCGCUGGCGGCUGAGCAUAAAUACUGGUUGAAGCUGAUUGACCAUCUCAAGGUGAAAGCAUUCGUAGAGCUAAGUCUAUCAUCCUCGGUCCGGUCUGGCGCGGCGCAGCUCGCUCGGCUGGCCGGGCUCGGCGCCAUGAAGCCUGAUACUGUACUACUCGGCUUCAGGGAUACUGCACCACCCAUCGAUUUCUUUAGAGACCCCGUUUCCCCCUAUAAGACGGAUAUCUUCGACCUGGAGUCUGGCGAGACGAUAUUCCCAACGCGCAAGCCGACAGACGAGCGUCUAUCCGCGUCAGAAUACGUGCGCAUUGUGUCCGACGUACUGUGCGUCAAUAAGAACGUAUGUCUGUGUCGACACUUCCAUAAACUGGACAUGGCCAAGGUGGAACGCAAGUCUCCGUCCCUGAAGUACAUAGACGUGUGGCUGGUGGAGCUGCGCAGCGCCAGUUGCGAGGAGGCGUUCACGGUGCGCGGCCUGUUCGCGCUGCAGCUGGCCGCCGUGGUGCGCUCGGCGCGCGGCUGGCAGCACCUGCGUCUGCGCCUGCACGCCGUCGGCCUGCCCGCGCCGCCCCCUAUCACCAUACACGGUGCGUAG
This is a messenger RNA of Spodoptera littoralis (African cotton leafworm), 2388 nucleotides long. Lineage: Eukaryota; Metazoa; Arthropoda; Insecta; Lepidoptera; Noctuidae. The record is from the annotation of a GenBank genome assembly.